This is a messenger RNA of Malus domestica (apple), 2163 nucleotides long. RefSeq lists its product as uncharacterized. Gene Ontology annotation, molecular function: protein binding. The record is from RefSeq and is a predicted model, not a curated record. Lineage: Eukaryota; Viridiplantae; Streptophyta; Magnoliopsida; Rosales; Rosaceae.
GGCAAUCCUCCACGGCCUAGCCCUCGAGCUCCCACCUUCACUCGGGCUGCCCAACGCUAGAGCUCUAUCCACCGGCCCUCGGGCCCUUUCCCUUCGCCUGUCCCCCGAGCAACCACCAAGGGUCGAGUUCCCCUCAUCCCUCAUCCCCUCAUCCCUCAUCCCUCAUCCCUCACAUCUCUCUCUCUCUCUCUCUCUCAUUGUUUUUCCGCCUGCCUUUUUCUCCGUUUUCGAUUUUCUCAUUUUUCUUAGCCAAAUCAUCUGUGCAAAUUUCUUGCGUUUAAAACCCUUUGAAAAAUAAAUAGUUGCUGCAUGUUGCGUUUAAAACCCCUAAGUCAGUACCCAUUUUUUUGGUGUUAUUCUCUGUUUUCGUCUGCGAUCCCUGGUUGUAUUAAUUUGCGUUUGAUUGGAAGGGUUGCAGAGAUUUGAUUCAAAUUGGUGGAUUUGGGUCAACAUGACUGUGAACAUAUUAGCAGAGUCAUUGCAUACAUGGAAUACAAGGAGCAACGUGCGGGCAUAAAUCUCUAGUAUGUACUAUAGCAAUAUAGAACUUUGCGUUCUUUUGCAAUGAUCGAUGAACAGCAGCAUGAGUCGUUGCCACAACAUGAGACCCAGCUUUUGACUGUCCACUGGCAUCUCUCCAAAGGUCACUAUGCUCUUCGUUUUUUGGGGCUUUUGUUUACAUCUUUCAAAGCCCUUUAUGCUCAAGGUUGAGAAUGUGAAAGCUCUGUUGGAGGUGGAGGUUGAGAAUGUGAAAACUCUGUUGGAGGUGGAGACACGGGUACUGCUUCAGCAGCAGAAGGUGCUAUGUGAGGGUAGGGAGAUGAGGAAUUCUGAGAUGUUGAGUGCUCUUGGUGUCAAAGAUGAAGACUGGAUAAUGAUCGUAUCUAAUGUCACCUUGAGGAGUGUUGAUUGUGGGAGUUUGGUGGGAAGAGUUCCCAAGCUCAUUCUGCAAAUUAAAGGAUUCACAGACGCGACCAACAGAAAAAGGAUCUGCGGUUGCAAUGCUUUUGAUGCAUGCAAUAAGCAGGAAGCUACUACUCUUAUGGAGCUUCUUUGGCAUGUAAGUUCAAAUUGCAUAUCAUUUUUCAUUUUUUUGUUCACAGAAUUCAUUAUCUUGCUAUCUUGGUAAUUAGCAGUGUCUGACAGUUGGUGAAGUGUAUGAACAAAUAUGUCGAAGUUUGAAUUGUAUAGAUGAAAGUGAAUUUUAACAACUCUAACUUGGAUUUCUUAUUAAUUUGAUAGGUCUUUCUUUCAUUUGUGUUUGACUAUUUUAUUUUUUUGGGUAUAUAAGUACAACUAUUGAUCAAAAGCCACAAAAAUUACCUAACAGCCGAGAAACUGUUUGUGUAAGAAGAACAUAAUAUGAUGUAAAACUCAAAUUUUGGGCACUUAAGUAUACGUUUCAUGAAAAUUCAAUUGGAUUUGUUCUGGUCUCCAAGAAUUUUUCUUUGUUUGGUUACCAAUUAAUUUAUGCGGCAGGAGUUUAGUUUUUGCUUUUUUGCCUAUGUAUAUAUGAUUUGAAAUGGACAGUUCAAGUUGCUAUAUAUAAAUUUGUAGUCGAAGAGUUCGAAGGAGAGGUGAAUUAGAAACAAUGGGGGAGAGAGUGAUGGAGUUGAGGAGUUGAGAGUUAACAGGGAGAGUGAUGUCCCUGGUAUUGCGAGAUCAUUGAGACUCUUUGGUUUGAGACUAACUAUCUAGUUGAUUAAUCACUAAUUUGAUGUAUUUAAAGUUUAACUUUUCUUUAAAUCAUUUUCCUUCUAUAUUUUCAUUGGAUUCGUUUCAUUUUUUCUGCUUAAUUUAUCUUAAGAAUGUUUGCAUCAGAAUAAUUAACUCUAAAUCUGUUAAUUUGUCCCAUUUUCUAAAAAAAAAUUUGCAAUGUGAAUGGAGGUUAUUCUCAAUCUUCAGAUGGUGAUUAUUUGACAACUUCUCCAAACGUGGCUACUCAGCCUUUGAAAUACAGAGCUGAGGAUGAGAGGAGGCAGAUGAGCUAGAAUCGGGUUUGUACAAUUCUAAAUUAUUUGUUUAGUUACCGAUAAAAGAUAUGGUUGCCCAAUCCAGUUUUGUAUUUUCAACUUCUUAAUCAUUUUCCUUUGAUAGUACUUCGUUUUGAUAUGUGAAUGAACUAUAUAACUUCAAGGAAAACUAAUGAAAAUGACUUGAAAA